AUGUCGUGCGGCGGUUGUGACUUGCGAAAUGGGAGAAAGGAGGUGUCCGCGAAAACAAACCUCCGUGUUUGAGGAUUUUGUACUUUCAUAGAAGAGAAACCUCGACAAGCAGAAGAACACGGACACCAGAAGCUCUUAUCCUUCACCAGGAGAUAAAAGACACUCCGUGAAAUGCAUUACUCGAUAGGAUGAUCAGGAAUCAAGAAGAAGAUGAGUUUGUGGCAGUGCGGGUCCAAGAUCCCCGCAUUCAAAAUGAAGGCUCGUGGAAUUCAUACGUGGAUUAUAAAAUAUUCCUACAUACCAACAGUAAAGCCUUCACAGCUAAGACGUCCUGUGUGCGUCGGCGGUACAGCGAGUUCUCGUGGCUCAGGAAGAAGCUCCAGAAGAACACUGGUUUGGUGCCGGUCCCAGACCUUCCAGGGAAGUCUUUCUUCUCCUUCAGUAACGAGGACUUCUUAGAGGGGAGGCGAAAAGGACUUCAGGUCUUCUUGGACAAAGUGGUGAACAUGACGGUGUGUCUGUCAGACAGCCAGCUCCACCUCUUCCUGCAGACCCAGCUGCCGGUCGGUCACAUCCAGGACUGCGUGCAGGGACACACUCCCUACUCCGUGACCGACGCCAUCCUCACAUACGCCUCGUCCAAUCGGGGUUUAGCUCAGGCUCAGGAGGAGGAUUCCAUCAAGGAGCCGAGUAUGACUGUUUCAUACGAGUCCAUGGAGAGCCCAGCUCCUCAUCAACCUCUCCCUCAAACUACAGACAGCUUCAGCCCUCAGCUCCUCUCAUGCAGCGAGUCCGACCCUCUUAAAGGUUUACUGGAGCCCUGCAGUAAGGACACAGCCGAGCUGCCGCUCAAGGACAAAUCCUCUAUAAGAGUCAUUCAGAAGAACAACCACUUAGAGGCUGUCGUUGACGACUGCAACCCGGAAGAGGCGAGCUUUUUUGUGGGUGACAGCCCGCACGAGGGCCUCAGCGUUUCAGAUCAGGACCAGCCGAGGAGCUUUCCGAUUCAGACACCAGUGGAGGUGCACUCGCCCAUGGAAGAUGAGGGCGUUGUGACGUUACAUACGGAGGAAGAGGCGGAUCAUUGUCCAGUCACAGAUGAGAAAGCAGAUCAGUCAGAAAGUCCGUUUGAGGAAGAUAUAGUGACCUCCGAGCCAGAAAAAUGUGUAAAUUCUGAAGCAGUUUUAGAUUUUAAGGUCUGUGAUGUUGGAUCUCAGGAGGGCGUUCAGGAAGAUCAGGUUUUAGAAAAUCAUGUAAUCUCUGAGGAUCAUGGUGUUGAGUCUGUUGGUGGCAUUGAGCUUCAAGUUGCUGAUGAGAUCUGUCAGGAGGAGUUAAAGAGCUCUGACGGACAGAAAGACCAAGACGACGACAACAGUGAAGAACAAGAGCAGCAAGAGGAGACGCCACUCGAGCCAGAAGUCCUCAAAGAUACUCCCAAUGAGCACAGUGUACAAAAUGUGGACGACAAUGCUGAACAAACGGACCAAGAGAAAGCCGGACAGGAGGUGGAUUUGGUCGGGACCAAAGAGGAGAGCGACGAGGAAAGCUGCUCUCUGCCGUCCUCCAACGGGAGCAUCAUCAAGGUCAGCGACGAGGAAAGCGUCUGUGAUGAAACCGAGGACUCGGCGCAGGAAGCGAACGGCUUCAUGAAAGCGUUACCCGAGGACAACACAAACUGGUCAGAAGACGAGCCCUCUAGUGGACACAUUUUGGACCUGCACCUGAGCAGAAGCUCUGUGGAAAAAGAGGACAUUUCCACCCGAGAACUGCAAUACACAACUGACAUUAGUGACUUAAGUAAAUCUCUAGAUCUUAACUCAGCUGUGACUGGAGGAGAUUUGACUGAACACAGUGACUUCAGCGUCAUAGAGACGAGCUGCUCGCCUGUCUUAGCGGAUGGUAAAUGUGCAGAGCAGGAAGACCUGGAUGUGUCAGAGGAGGCUCAUGAGGUGGAGGUGCAUCAGAUAAACAGCUGAGUGUACACUCCACACACGAUCACUAGCACACGAACAAACAGCAUUCUAAUAUCUGUGAACAUGCAUCAUUAUAAACCGUCUUCACAAUGUGAAUCCUGUCUGUCAGACAUACUACACUUUAAGAGAGCGUCACAUAAUACCUACACUGUGCUGUCAUGCAUGAACUCUUUUUCAUAGUUUAUAUUUAAUUUGAAAACCCACAUCCUCAUUUAACCUCAGGUACACUAAACACUGACACUGUUUCUUCCUCUACCUGGCUUCUCUUCUGGAGGGUGGGAUUGUUUUUUUUUACUUUGUGAAAGAGAGUUUGGACUUCUGACAGGAUGUUAAUCAAAUAAGGCUGAAUCUGAUAUUAAAUAAAACAGUUUUAACGCACAUCAUUUUGAAAAAACACUCUUAAUAGGCGCUAAAACAUUUAAGACAAAUUCAGACAAGAUGAACAAUUGAAUCCAAAGUCGCAGUCAACAGAUAAAAAGUCGUGGAGUAAAACUACAACCUGAGUCCAGAGGCGGCAGAACAUUUGUCCGAGUUUCUCCGGGUUAGCUGCUGGAGUUUAAUUUAUGAACCUUAAGACAAAUCAGUUUGAUAUCUUCUAAAUUAAGAGCUCAAGGACACAGAGAAAAGAGGGAACUGCAUAUUUUAAAUAAGCUUCAUUUUUAAAUAGAAAGUCAAAAACUCGUCCACUGAAACUCUAAAGUCUGCAGAUUAAUCUGAGUAAUGUCUUCACAGCCAGCAGGACAGGAGAGACUUUACAGCAGACAAAACGCUUUCAGGUUACACACCAACAUGUGAGACAUUCUUUAAGAAAGGAAAGUUACAUGUGGCUUUUCACACACUGGGUUACUUAUUGUGAAACCUGCAUUAAUCGCGGUUUGACUCAAGUCGACCAAUGAGUCCAGCGGAGUCCUGAUGGUGACAUUUGAACACUGAUAAAAGUCACAACUUCAGAACGACUUUAGAAGAUGUUCGUGAUCAGAAACAACGUGUUUAUGUUGAAACAAAUAUGCGGCAGAGUUCAUUGUUUGAAGGCGUCAGAGAGCGGAAAGAAGAAAGCCCAACAAAGACGAAUAAAAACAAGCCGAAUAUAAUUUAUAAAGUGGCAACAAAAGAAUUGAGCAUCAAUUUAAAUACUAACUCGGUCACUCUGCGUUCUCUGUGAAAUCGAUAAAGACGCUUCUUUAGUCUUCUGAUCUGAUCAUGAUGUGAAUUCUUGAUAUUUCUGUUACAACAACCACUCAAAAAUCUCAUCCACAUGGUUUACACUCGGCCUGAUCACUGCGGUGAUGAAGCGUCUUUUACAGGUUAUUUAUUUCAUGUCUUGUGUUUCUGUUGCAUCUCAUUUAGUCUGUAGUUUUACUGCCUACAUCGACAGCCUUCACUCAGUUCAGUGUGACACUAUUUUAAGCUUCCUGAUGUUUUCGACCACAGCGUUGUUUUCACACCUCAAACUGACCGCAGCUCGAUCAUUCUGUUGCGUUUAAAAAGGGACCCAGAGUUUGACGAGCGUCGUCCUGUGUGACGUCGGGUAUGUGGGGAUCUAGCAGGUGGAUUGCAGAGCGCUGGGUUUGCUUUCUUUCUACACUGUACAUGAGUCGUUUAUUGUUUUAAUUGUAUUCAGAUGUGAGCCUCCUUCUGUGGAGACUUUUAUUUUUUAACAUGGAUCUACAAGGGCAGAGAUAACAACCUGAGUGUCCAUGUAAACACAAACUAUGAUGCUAUUUUAUGUCAAAUAAAGAGUUUUCUCUUUUAA
Messenger RNA from Labrus mixtus (cuckoo wrasse), 3726 nucleotides. It is a transcript of the gene snx11, whose product is annotated as sorting nexin 11. The transcript has 7 exons. Gene Ontology annotation, biological process: intracellular protein transport. The record is from RefSeq and is a predicted model, not a curated record. NCBI's taxonomy places the organism in Eukaryota, Metazoa, Chordata, Actinopteri, Labriformes, Labridae. Gene Ontology annotation, molecular function: phosphatidylinositol binding. The coding region runs from base 189 to 1976 and encodes 595 amino acids.